GACACGUACGGCCCCGUGUUCACCCUGCAUCUGGGCUCGCAGCGGGUCGUGGUGCUGUGCGGCUACACGGCGGUGAAGGAAGCCCUGGUCGACCAUGGGAAGGAGUUCGGGGGAAGGGGGAACAUGGCCACAGCUGCGAGGAUCGUCAAAGUGUUUGGAGUUAUCUUCGCCAAUGGGGAGCGGUGGUGGCAGCUGCGUUGGUUCUCCCUCGCCGCGCUGCGGAACUUCGGCACGGGGCAGCGGAUCCAGGAGGAGCGGAUCCAGGAGGAGGUCUGGUGCCUGGUGGAGGAGCUCGGGAACACAAAGGGACACCACCGUCAUCCCCUUGCUGAGCUCAGUCCUCCAGGAUACAAGUCAGUUCAAAAGCCCAAACGACUUUGACCCUUGGCAUUUCCUGGGUGGGAACGGCACUUCCAGGAGAACAGAGCCUUCGUGCCGUUCUCUGCAGGUCAGAUGUGUGGAUCCACAUUCAGGAGUGGGU
Molecule: messenger RNA, 481 nt
Organism: Mauremys reevesii (Reeves's turtle)
Lineage: Eukaryota; Metazoa; Chordata; Testudines; Geoemydidae
Product: cytochrome P450 2C29-like
Exons: 3
Biological process (GO): xenobiotic metabolic process
Cellular component (GO): cytoplasm; intracellular membrane-bounded organelle
Molecular function (GO): oxidoreductase activity, acting on paired donors, with incorporation or reduction of molecular oxygen, reduced flavin or flavoprotein as one donor, and incorporation of one atom of oxygen; iron ion binding; heme binding
Source: RefSeq, a predicted model, not a curated record